AUGUCAGCGUAUCUUGGGGUCGAGGCAGAUGAGACAUUCUCCAUCAAUGGCGAAGUCUCGAACAUAACAAUCUCGGACACUAUUAUUACUCAGGGCCUCGAGACUCACUCUUGUGGUGGACUUAUGCAAACAAAUACAGGAGGUGUUAGCAUCAUCCGAUCUCUAUACAUUGAUAACAAAACUCGUAACCCCAAAGUCAAGGGGGUCAACGAGUUCGUCAACAAUGUUGUUUAUAACUGGGGUGGAGGAGGGGGCUACAUUGCCGGCGAUUCGGAUGGCCAAUCAUACGCGAAUAUCAUGAACAACAUAUUCAUCAGCGGCCCUUCGACGAGCGUCAGCGCAUUUACCCGCGGAAAUGCAAACUUCCACGCAUAUGUGCAGCGUAACUAUUAUGAUCCCAACAGGAACGGUGUACUCGAUGGCUGGGAACUUAGUCAAUCUACUGACAAUUACUCUGGCGUCGACUUCCAAGCCAAACGUUACGACUACCCAACAGUCAAGACCCUCCUUGCUCCUCUUGAUGCCUAUGCCAAGGUUAUCGCCGGAGUAGGCGCGUCCAAGUCACGCGACAACGUCGACACACAGCUCAUCAACCAGGUCAAGUCACUCGGCAAGUCUGGCGCGCUCAUCUCUGAUGAGACUGUGUCCCCGUGGAGCUCUGGUGGCCCGAUCGCUGGAGGUACUGCACCGAAAGAUACGGAUGGAGAUGGGAUGCCAGAUGACUGGGAGAUUGCAAACGGUCUGGACCCGAACGUGAACGACGCUAUGCAGGACAAGAAUGGAGAUGGAUAUGCCAACAUCGAGAACUAUAUCAACUCACUUGUGUGA
Molecule: messenger RNA, 828 nt
Organism: Rhizoctonia solani
Lineage: Eukaryota; Fungi; Basidiomycota; Agaricomycetes; Cantharellales; Ceratobasidiaceae
Product: pectate lyase
Exons: 7
Coding region: 1-828 (275 amino acids)
Source: RefSeq, a predicted model, not a curated record